This is a messenger RNA of Salvelinus sp. IW2-2015, 5474 nucleotides long. Its product is annotated as ER degradation-enhancing alpha-mannosidase-like protein 3. The record is from RefSeq and is a predicted model, not a curated record. Gene Ontology annotation, molecular function: mannosyl-oligosaccharide 1,2-alpha-mannosidase activity; calcium ion binding. Gene Ontology annotation, cellular component: endoplasmic reticulum; membrane. Lineage: Eukaryota; Metazoa; Chordata; Actinopteri; Salmoniformes; Salmonidae. Gene Ontology annotation, biological process: endoplasmic reticulum mannose trimming; mannose trimming involved in glycoprotein ERAD pathway; carbohydrate metabolic process.
GACUGAUCCACAAAGAACAUUGUAUCAUAAAUAACUACUCAUUAUUAUUUGUAGAUCAGUGAGUCAUACUUGACGGGUCUGAUCCUCUCGAACACGGCCAAUGUCUUCCUUUUACCUCUGCCGCCUCGACCAAUAGCAUCAAGAGGUAUCCUCAAAGCUUGUUGUUGUGUGUAGUAGACUGCUAGCUAAGUAAGUAGCCACCAAAGAAGCUGAGRACCGUCUGAUUUGGUUUCUCCCUGGGGUUUCAUCGACGGUUUGGUUGAAACCCUCCUUUGGGUCGGGAGACAGACGUUGUCCGUGUAACUGGGACUGACACGGAAGAGGAGGGUUGUGUUGCAAUACGAAGCAGACAUCACCAAUGGCUCCUCUUUGUUAAUUAGCUAGCUAAAUUAGCUAACUAGCCAGCUAAGCUGAUGGAGUUCCUUCCUGUCAUUUUGAGUAUACGCCUGAUUAUAGACUGGGAAAUCACGCUAGUGAACAGAAGAGGAGCUUCGUGUGUGAUUCAAAGUAUAUGGACAUAGCUAGAUAGCUUACAAGCUAGCUACACCUACAGAUGUCUAUUGUGGCAAAGWUCUCAACAAUCUCUAACGUACCCGGUGGUUCUCUUGUUAGGCUCGCUAAUUAUUGAUCCUGCCAGGGGUAACAUGCAAGGAACCUGAUUGUUGUUGUCAAUUGGCUAUUUUGACAGCUAAGCCCAUCAACUGUAGUGGAGACAACCAGUUGUCAAGUCUGAACUCUUGUGCUUGUCCAUYAGGCCACCCCAUGCAGGUUCCCGGGAGAAGAAAUGCAUUGAUGAUAUGAUUUUUCAGGGACGUCAUUGAGAGCACAGGAACACCCACUUGUGUACAMACGUGUCAAAGAUUAAAUGGGUGCAAAGCUGUUUUGCUGGCCACAGGGUUCUCCUGGUAUUGCCAUGAUGCUGAGAGCCCUACUCCUUACUGGCCUUCUUAGCUGGGCCAAUGGCCAGGAAGGUCAGGCCAUGUUACCUGAAGAAAAGAGCAAAAUCAGGGACCAGAUCGUUGAGAUGUUCGAUCAUGCCUAUGGUAGCUAUAUGAAAUAUGCGUACCCAGCGGACGAGCUGAUGCCCCUGAGCUGCAGGGGGAGGGUGCGUGGUCUGGAGCCCAACAGGGGAGACAUCGACGACUCUCUGGGGAAGUUCUCCCUCACUCUGAUUGACACCCUGGAUACUCUGGUGGUGUUGAACAAGCUGGACGAGUUUGAGGAUGCAGUGAGGAGGACAUUGAGGGAUGUCAGGCUGGACAACGAUGUGGUGGUGUCUGUGUUUGAGACCAACAUCCGAGUCCUGGGGGGCCUGCUGGGGGCGCAUACGAUGGCGGACAUGCUCCGUCAGCGGGGGGAGAGGAUGCAGUGGUACAGAGAUGAGCUGCUCCACAUGGCCAAGGAGCUGGGCCACAGACUGCUCCCUGCCUUUAACACCACCAGUGGCCUUCCCUACCCCAGGGUAAACCUGAGGUACGGGGUCCUUAAUCCUCUGUCACGCACAGGCACUGAGUCGGACACCUGUACAGCCUGUGCAGGGACCAUGAUUCUAGAGUUUGCUGCUCUCAGUCGGCUGUCUGGGGAGGCCGUGUUCGAGGAGAAUGCUAGGAAAGCACUGGACGUCCUGUGGGAGAAGAGACAGAGAGGAAGUGACCUCGUGGGCACAGUCAUUAAUAUCCACAAUGGUGACUGGGUCCGCAGGGACAGUGGUGUGGGUGCUGGCAUUGACUCAUACUAUGAGUACCUGAUGAAGGCUUACGUUCUGCUGGGAGACAACGUUUACCUGGAGAGGUUCAACACUCAUUACAGAGCCAUCAUGAAGUACAUCAGCCAYCCUCCGCUGCUGCUCAACGUUCACAUGCACAACCCCACGGUGAGCGUCCGCAGCUGGAUGGACUCCCUACUCGCCUUCUUCCCCGGCCUGCAGGUUCUGAGAGGAGACCUAAAGCCAGCCAUAGAGACCCAUGAGAUGCUCUACCAAGUCACCAAGCAYCACAAGUUUCUCCCRGAGGCUUUCACCACCGAGUUCAGAGUUCACUGGGGUCAACACCCUCUGAGGCCAGAGUUUGCAGAAAGCACCUACUACCUCUACAAGGCCACAGGCGACCCCUACUACCUCAGGGUGGGCCAGUCCAUAGUGGAAAAACUCAACGCCCAUGCCAGGGUACCUUGUGGGUUUGCAGCUGUGCAGGACGUCCGCACAGGGGCCCACGAGGACAGGAUGGACUCGUUCUUCCUGGCAGAGAUGUUUAAGUACCUGUACCUUCUGUUCUCUGAGAAGAACCAGCUUCACUUCGACAUCGACGACUACAUCUUCACCACCGAGGCCCACCUGCUGCCUGUCUCCCUGUCCACCUCACAGCCCCCUUGUCGGGGCAACAACACGGAAGCGGCCACUACCGUGGAGGAAGACAUGUUUACCUACACCUGCCCCAGCACCCAGACCCUUUUCCCCAACAACCCCUCCUUCGCCAAGUCCAUAAGGGACAGCUACAAGUACCUGACUGGGGUGGGCCGGGCCUUCCACGCUUCGCCUGUCAGGGGCAUCGACCUGCCGCUUCACGACCACAGUAUGGAGCCUGUUGAGUUUCUGAGGAGCAUGGGCGUCUCCCUCACCCCACUGAGCGAGGCUGGAGCAACAGGGACAUGGGGGGAGGUACAUAAAGGUGUUUACAGGGUGAAACUGGUGGCAGAGGUGACCCAGACCACAGAGGAGGAAGAAGUAGAGCCCCUCCUCGUUCAGCUCAUAUCCCCCCCMUUUCUGGGUAGAACGGUCCUGACUGCAGGACCAGCCAAGUUUGGAAUGGACCUUACCAAGCAGGAGCACGGGGUGAAGGGCAGCAUCGUGAAGACCUCCCCUUACACAGCGUGUGGACCCAUAGAGAAUGCUGAGGAGCUGAGCGGGCACAUUGCCCUGGCACUGCGUGGCGACUGCAUGUUUGCUGCCAAGGCCCACAGGCUACAGGAGGCUGGGGCUAUUGGAGUCAUCUUCAUAGACCACCGGGAGGGGAGUAACAGCGCAGAGACGCCCCUGUUCCAGAUGGUGGGAGACGGAGGSUCCACAGCUGACAUCACCAUCCCCCUGGUGUUUCUAUUCAGCCAGGAGGGGGCGCUGCUCACCUCUGCUCUGGAGGACCACAGCAACGUAGARGUACUGAUGCUGCCCAAAGAGAGACGGCUAGGUAAGACAACAGACAAAGCAGAGAAGCCCCUGGGGAAGAUGAACAUCAAGUUCCGCCUGGCGGAAGAGGGGGAGCUGGAAGACGGGGAGGAGGGAGAGGCCAGAGGCCCCACCCUGCAGUUUGUCCUGGAGAAGGGAGAGGUAGUGUUGGAGGAAGAGGAGUACAAACAGCAAGGAGACGAUCAUAUGCAAUGUUCCUACGGACAAACUGUUACAUCGCCCCCUUCCCACAGCCCCAACGACCCCAAUACAGACCCCUGAUCUCAGAACAGUUAGGUUCCUCAACCCCCCUCCCACUGACCAAGGGCCUGGGCUCCCCASCACUGAUCCCUGGCCAGUGUGCAGAGGCACGUUGCUGUGCCAGAGAGGGCCCUGCUGCACGCUCUGGACGGGACUGACUCAAGAGGGGACCUUAGCAGUGUGACAGUCAAUCCCACUGACUCACUCACUACCCUUUCUAAAACCUGAGGGUGGUCUCYUACAGUUGAUAGUUAUUGGAACUGCAGUAUGUAUUAAUGUAUAGGAAGGGAUGGGCAUUGGGCAGGUAGCUUGUUAGUCUUACCGUGCUACUGUCGCCUCAAGCCUCCUCAGUUGUGUUGUGGAGAUGACACAGAUUUAGUCAGAUGAUUGUAAGAGAGAAUUGAUGACGUGCACAUUUCAGAGAAAUAGCUGAGGUAAGCGUGGGYGGGGAUAUUGGGGUGAUAUAGGGACAACUUUGUCUGAGGCCUUGUGUUUGAGUCUCUGUAUUGUAGGCUAGAUUGUGUUGAGCGGCUGCACUGACAAGGGGAUUGCUUUACUGURCCCUGUAACAAGUUGGUGUCCUGUCAAUUCAGUGGUGUGUGUGUGUGUGAGUGAAUUUACAGUGUGGCUAGUAGUGUUAUUUUGAAGAUGAAUAGGUGAGGAAUGGGCUCUCCUGACCAAAAGGAUGUGUUAACACUCACAAGAAUGCUUUUAGAAAAAGGAUAAGGGGCCAUUUUGGGUGAACCGAUGAGUUCAGUUUYAUUUAUUUUGUACUGGUAGCUACAUCAGGGAAAUGUAAGAGUGAAAAAGACGUGUGUGUGUGUGUGCAAUCAUUACUACACUACCAAAUCAAUACCUUUUAUCGACCUUAGUCAUGCAUUUUUCAAAUGUCAGUCGGUUAUGUUAACACAAUAUAUCAGUCCGAUUUCCGCAACAACUAAGAGCAUUGAAGCGCGAGGCUCAAUUUCUCCGCUGUUUUGGGUCCCGUAUAAACCACGUUGUAACAUCAUGAAGUGCAGCUCAUGCGCAGAUACUGUGUGAGGAGAAAGUCUCGCACUGCACUUAACUACAUUUUUGUAGUGCUGCUCGUGGCAACGUCAUGACGCUGAGUCUACCAGCUCUAGGUUGGUACUCUGCCUAUCUUCACCACUGCCACCAGACGGCCUAUAAUGCCAUGCACUUCAGCCCACCGGCAUCUUCCUCCUAGAGCUAUCAUCAUGGUGGGACCAAACAUCCAGGGACUUCUUCCCAAGCAGCUCACAGCACAUCAAACACACCGUCUGUGUUUUGUCUGUUCGGUGUCCUCAUCGCAAACAGCCUUUGUGCGUAUGAUUCUUUGUGUGGAGGGUAAGAACAUCAGACUGUUCGUAUUUUUCUCUUUCUCCAUCUUUCUUUUUGCAUUAUGAGAUUACCUGGGCAUGAGUGUGUGUGUACCAACAACAGUUAAGCAGCAGACAUAACGUUUCUACUUGUAUGAUCAGAUGCAGUCACUCACAUCCGCUUAUUGUAUCAUUCAUUCCUGAGUCUCAAUAUCGAUCUGCCAGGUGUUUUAAUCAUUUUUGCAUGGGUUUUAUAUUUCAUAUAUUUUAAGGUGUAAAAGUGGGUUAUAUUCCCAUUGUCCCUGUGGAAACAUGGGAAUGUUUUGUAUAUAGAAACAGUGUUUUGUCAUGACAGAGUACAUGAUUUCUUCACAGUUAAUGUUUUGUGUAGUAGAUAUCUCGUUGUUGCUGCUCACUUCACUUGAAGUCUUAAUCCACCACGGCCACCUAUAUACAGUAACAGUUUAUUUCAAGGCAAAGUCCAUCUCUAUCUAUGGCCUCUGUGACCAUUACUGUUCACUCAGAGAGGAAAGGGACAUUAAAAAUGAGUUGUCUUUUUAGGUAUUUAUUAUGGACAUUUUGGAAAUGUUGACCGAUAGGGAUAACUGAAGCUCAGUGCCAAAGUGAUUAUUUCUGAUAGCAGUACCAGAUUAUGAUGUACUUUGUCUUUUGAGAAGUAUCAUUUGAAAGCUGACGCACCUGAUCUUGUCAAUAAAUUAAGAAUAAUGAUCUUA